Trametes versicolor FP-101664 SS1 is the source of this 2676-nucleotide messenger RNA. Its product is annotated as exocyst complex protein. Lineage: Eukaryota; Fungi; Basidiomycota; Agaricomycetes; Polyporales; Polyporaceae. The transcript has 14 exons. The coding region runs from base 1 to 2676 and encodes 891 amino acids. Gene Ontology annotation, cellular component: exocyst; cytoplasm. The record is from RefSeq and is a predicted model, not a curated record. Gene Ontology annotation, biological process: exocytosis; Golgi to plasma membrane transport.
AUGACUUCGCUACCGCCUCGCGCACUGGAACCGUCCGUGCAAGACCAUCUUCGCCUGGAGGCCUUCGAAGACAAGUUCGACGUGAAGGACUUCGUCGGUGCGAUCUCCGAGAAGCUCAUUGCACAGUCCAAAGCGGACCCCGGACCGUUCGACCCGAAGCCGUUCAUCCGCACGUUCGAGGCAGCCGUGGAUAAGCUCAUCGCCGUACGCAAGGAUGUCCAGGCGAAGACCGAGCAGAUGGAGAAGAGCGUGCGGGUCGCGGAGCGUGACUACUCGAAGAAGAUGGUAGAGCUAAACCGGGGAUUCGAGGCAGUUGGCCAGUCGUUCUCCGGCAUGGAGACGAAGAUGAACGAAGUCGGUCGGACCGCUAUUCGUAUAGGCGAACAGAUGGAGUCCGUUCACCAACAACGACAGCGAGCGCAAGCCGCAUAUGAUCUUAUUGACUACUACGGGCAGUUCGCGAAGGACGAUACGACUCGCGUUGACGCCCUCAAGAAAGAGGGCAAGGAGGGCAGGCGGAAGGUCGCCGUCCUCUUGCGCCGGUUAGCUACUGUUGCAAAAGAGGUCGACCUGUCCCACUCGGACAAGACACGAGAGAACAUCGACAGGUAUUGCGAGAAGUUCGAAAAGGACAUGCUGCACCUAUUCGACCGAGCAUAUCGGAGAGGCGACCCGAAGAUGAUGCAUCAUUGUGCGCAAACGCUUCUCGAUUUCAACGGGGGUGCGUCAUGUGUACAAGUAUACGUCAAUCAGCACGACUUCUUCAUCAACCGAGUUGCCGAGUCGACCGCCAUUGGUGACCAACUCUGGGGAGCCCUACCAGACCCGGAUGCUCCUCCACCAGUAACAGAGCCUGGUCUACAAGACUUAUUCGUCGAAAUUCGUACGACCGUGGGCCAAGAAGCCCAGAUUGUACAAGCCGUAUUCCCGAACCCAGCAUAUGUCAUGCAAGUCUUCCUCCAGCGAGUAUUUGCUCAAUCGAUACAACACCAUUUGGAACAACUCGUCGCGAGAACAACAACGAUGCCAGACUUGGGUUUCCUCCGAAUACUGCAACUCGUACAUCAACAGACAUCCGUCCUAGUGGAAGACCUCAAGGCCUACGAGCUCCCUUCCGUGGUGCCCCGCUCACCGAUCGAUGCCAACGAAUUCGAUCGUACAGUGAAAGGCAUACCUGCAUCCGCAGCCUCCAACACGGCGACAGCCGCGACAAUCAGCACGAUGCUCGAGACCGCGAUGGAAGAGCUCUUCGUUCCCUACACCGAGGGGCAGCGGUAUCUCGAGAAAGAGAGCCACAGUCUAGGCGAGCUUUACACAAGCUACCUGGCCAAGUACUCUCGCUACCACGAGAGAACAGGCGUCAAAGGUAAAUCGUCGAUGUUCGGGCGCAUGGUCGACCAGCUCAGUGCCGCGGCUGCAACAACAUCGAACUCCGGAACUUCUACCACUUCCGCUCAGGCGGCGGCUGCGCUCAUGCGCUUCGGCGGCCUGGGCUCGUCGACGGAUCGUGCGCCCGAGAAGACGGCGGAGGAUCCCAUCCGUGAAGAGGAUGGCAUGUUGAGCGUCGAUGUCGCGGAGAAGAUGCUCAGGUGGCAUGCGGAGGCCAUCGGCCGCUGUGUGGAGCUGAGUCCGUCGAGUGACGUUCCGAAGACUACGUUUGCGUUGCUGAGAGUGCUCUCUGCGGUGAUCGCCAAUUCGUACAUCGAGGCGGCCCUUGAGACUGCACAAGCUCGCCUUGAGGCAGCGGACGCGAAGUCAGAACCAAGCAUGCAGCCGCUCACAGUGCUUCGCGAGGUUGACCUCAUUUGUCACUUGUGGCAACGCUACGUGACGAUGGCCCUCUUGCCGCUCGCAAGUAGCUCUGUCACGGUGCGGCGCGAGAUGGUCGUGUUCAACAAUCAGGCGGUCUCCCGGAUCGAGGGCGGCGCGAACCAGGUCACGCAGAAGUUGGCCGACAGCAUCAUCACCUGGUUGUCCACCCAGCUCGCGAAACAGAAGCGUACAGACUUCAAGCCCAGGAACGAUGAUUUGUCGUUUGCGCGGGUAAACACCGAGCCUUGCUUAGCAUGCUGCGAAACGCUCGAGAAAGUGCGCGAUGCGGCCAAGGCGAACCUGAGCGGGAAGAAUCUCGAAGUGUUCUUGACAGAGGUCGGCGUGGCUUUCCACGGAUUGCUUCUGGAGCACCUCAAGAAGUUCCCUGUGAGCGCAACGGGCGGCCUGAUGCUCGCCAAGGACCUCAAGUCCUACCAAGACACGAUCGACACGUUCUCCAUCCCCUCCCUCCACGAACGCUUCGAGUUCAUCCGCCAGCUCGGCAACGUCUUCCUCGUGAAGCCCGACAUCCUCAAGUCGUACAUCACCGAGGGCUACCUCGGCCGCAUCGACGCGAACCUGCUCCGGCCGUACCUCGCGCAGCGCUCCGACUGGGGCCAGGCGGAGAAGGGCUUCAACGACGCGGCGGACGGCGGCCCCGGGGGCGCGGGCGCGGACGGCAAGGGCGUGCGCGACCGCUUUGGCAUGGGGCGGCUGAGCAUGAUCAUGAAGGACCUCGAGCCGCUGCGCGAGAUCAGCAUGCCGAGCAUGCCGCCGAUGCAGGGCAUGAGCAGUUUUGCGGGCAACAUCGCGUCGCAGUUCGCGAGCGCGCGGCCGUCGCGGUUCAGCAACAUCGGGGCGUGA